CUCUCACAGCGUCCGCAGCCUUCAGUUUGUCCUGUCCCUCCUCACCAACAUGAGGUACAAGUUCCCGCUCCUAGCCAUAGGCCUGGAGGUCACCAUGAUCAUUUUAUUUGCAAAAUUUGUUCGAUAUGAGACAGGGUCACCUGUACCUCAGCAGCAAAACACCACAAAAACGGACAGAUUCCUUCCAUUGUAUCCUCUAUUUCAAGAUGUGCAUGUGAUGAUAUUUGCCGGCUUUGGCUUUCUCAUGACCUUCCUGAAGAGAUAUGGCUUCAGUGGUGUGGGAUUCAACCUCCUGCUGGCUGCUCUCGGCCUCCAGUGGGGCUCUGUCGUACAGGGGCUGCUCCACAGCCAUGGCCAGGGAUUUGCCAUUGGAAUCCACAACAUGAUAAAUGCAGACUUCAGUACAGCCACAGUCCUGAUUUCUUUUGGAGCCGUCUUGGGAAAAACCAGCCCCAUCCAAAUGUUGAUCAUGACAAUUCUAGAAAUCGCUGUCUUCGCUGGCAAUGAGUAUCUGGUUGGUGAGAUAUUCAAGGCCUCCGAUAUUGGUGCAUCAAUGACAAUCCAUGCGUUUGGGGCUUACUUUGGCUUGGCUGUCGCUGGUAUCUUAUACCGACCCGGCCUGAAAAAGGGGCAUUGGAAUGAAGAAUCUGUGUAUCACUCAGACUUGUUUGCAAUGAUUGGGACUGUUUUCUUAUGGGUAUUUUGGCCAAGCUUCAACUCAGCCAUUGCUGAACCUGGAGAGGCGCAGUACAGGGCCAUCGUCAACACGUACUUCUCCCUCGCUGCCUGCGUGAUCACUGCCUAUGCUCUGUCCAGCCUGGUCCAGCACCGAGGCAAGCUUGACAUGGUGCACAUCCAGAAUGCCACGCUGGCCGGGGGCGUGGCAGUGGGCACCUGCGCAGACAUGGACAUCCAGCCGUACGUGUCCAUGAUCAUCGGGAGUACAGCGGGACUCGUCUCUGUGCUUGGAUACAAGUUCCUGACUCCGCUGCUUGCUAAGCUGAUGAUCCAAGAUACAUGCGGCGUCCACAAUCUGCACGGCUUACCGGGUGUGAUGGGCGGCCUGGCCAGUAUUGUGGCCAUAGCCAUGAACAUGUCCAGCAAGUCCUCGGUGGCCAUGCAGGCAGCCGCCCUGGGUUCUUCCAUUGGAACAGCGGUGGUUGGAGGUGUGAUGACAGGUUUAAUCCUAAGGAUACCUAUCUGGGACCAGGCACCUGAUCAAUACUGUUAUGAUGAUUCUGUUUACUGGGAGGUCCCUAAGCACAGAGAACUUGACAAUCGAUUCCCUGAGCCUGAGGACCACCGGCAGCAGAAACCUGAGGUCUAAAUCCCAUGCCUGUGCACCCACUUCCUUCACCACCAAGAGUCAAGUUUAAAUAAACAAAAAGGGCAGCAUCCGGAGGCAUGCAAGCCAUGGCGGAUACACGCAUGGUCUCAAAUAGCCAGCAGGAAAAAAGUGUCUUUAUAUCCUGUGCCAUUUCUUGACACUUGAAUAAUUUUUUCAGUACAGGGAUGUGAGUGGUUUCUAGAUGGUCAAAUGGUUCUUUUCCAGGACUUCAAGAGUAAUUUUGCCAGUGGGUAGUACAGAGUGAACAUCUGAUGCAUAUUCUCAAAAAUGACCCCCAAAUAGACAGAUUUACAUAGAAAACAGCGCCUCCUAAGUGCACCCGUGUUUUAAUGUAUACAUCAGGUCUUUAAUCCAAAGACUCUAAAAAUAAGUUUAUGAAACAAUGUAUGCAAGAAAACUAUGUAAGGAAAAUGAGAGAGAUGUAUAGAUACAAAGAAGGAAUAGCACUUUGGUUACCACUUUUUUAUUUUAAAACUAGUCAAGUUAGAAAUGUUAUACCUUUGCUUGAAUAUCCUCAUUCUGAAUUCCUUUUUGCAUACUUACUAUCUGCAAAAAUAGCACAAAUGCUACCUGACUAAACUCACUAAAGUCAUUUCAGGGUCAGGUGAUAAUGUCAAGCACAAAAAACAUUCUCUCUCUCUCUCUCUCUCUCUCUCUCUCACACACACACACACACACACACACACACAUACACACACACACACCACAAUGACGUGAGAAAAUGUUACAAGUCAUGGUGGCUUUAAAUUAAAACUACAAUAUCACAUCUGGAACAAGAGCUCAAGAAAAAGAAUUCCUUUAGACACUUUCUAAUGUUAUCCUGGAGGGGCUCUCUGGAAGGUAUUUUAACUACAUCUCACUCCAAACCUCACUCUCCAAGGAGAAGAGGUACAGCAAUGCUUUUGAUCACACGUAAGUUCUUUUUUUCCAGAACUGAUGAUGAGUUCCUGCAUUUACUCCUGUAAGGACUCAAGGAAUAUGGAGGGAUUCCACUGGCCCAGUGAUAAGGCUCUGUUGGCUGGCAUCACUCCUACACCAACUUUGUAUCCAGGCGUGGGGUUGGUUCUUCUCACCCUCAACCUAAGAGACUGCAUUGGACUCUAAGACAAGUAGCAAUAUUCCAGAUUUAGGAAAGUGGCCCAAUCUCAAAGGUCUUCCCCCUAUUUACUUCAGGAGUUACAACUUCUUGUCUGACUUCAUCAAGGAAACCUAUAUGGUGCAAUACUAUUUUCUUAAAACAAUUUUCAAGCUGUCAUUCUGCAUCAACCACCGGUGCUACCGUGUCCCCACAGCCGCCAUCCUCACCGCUGCUUGUGCUGAAAGCGCUUGCCCCUUAUUUUUUCUUGCCAUCUGUUUAUUACUUGCUAAACUUAGAGCUUUGCUCUUUGAAGGGAUUAUCUGACCUGAACUGUCUUUGAUUGCUUCCCAAGAUCACUCCCAAUUCUGCAUGUGGCAUUUCUUUCUAAAAUAAAUAAGAUCAGCUUCCUA
Dipodomys spectabilis (banner-tailed kangaroo rat) is the source of this 2836-nucleotide messenger RNA. It is a transcript of the gene Rhag, whose product is annotated as Rh associated glycoprotein. Gene Ontology annotation, cellular component: plasma membrane. The record is from RefSeq and is a predicted model, not a curated record. Bases 50 to 1327 code for a protein of 425 amino acids. The transcript is spliced from 10 exons. NCBI's taxonomy places the organism in Eukaryota, Metazoa, Chordata, Mammalia, Rodentia, Heteromyidae. Gene Ontology annotation, molecular function: ammonium channel activity. Gene Ontology annotation, biological process: ammonium transmembrane transport; ammonium homeostasis.